Messenger RNA from Gryllus bimaculatus (two-spotted cricket), 231 nucleotides. Lineage: Eukaryota; Metazoa; Arthropoda; Insecta; Orthoptera; Gryllidae. The record is from the annotation of a GenBank genome assembly.
AUGCUGGUAGCGACAACACGGCCGUUGGGAAACGCCAUCGCCGGCGCCGAGCCGCCCCUGACCUGCGAAGAUCCGCCCACGAUCACUCAGUGCCUGCGCGACGAGGGUGAUGCUGAGGCAUUGGAGGCAGCCGCUUCGGCCGAGAUGCCGGCGCAGGCGGAGCUGCGCAUUGUGGACAGCCAGAGCCUAUUGCUGCGCUGGCCCCUCGUGGAGGGCGCCAUAGGCUACGAG